This is a messenger RNA of Dioscorea cayenensis subsp. rotundata (Guinea yam), 853 nucleotides long. RefSeq names its product universal stress protein PHOS34. Bases 61 to 651 code for a protein of 196 amino acids. Lineage: Eukaryota; Viridiplantae; Streptophyta; Magnoliopsida; Dioscoreales; Dioscoreaceae. The transcript has 4 exons. The record is from RefSeq and is a predicted model, not a curated record.
UAACCGCGGUUAAAUACUUCAUGGGACCCACUAGUGAACAAUCACCGACUUGAAAAGACGAUGACGGAGAAUGACGUCAUGGUGAUCACACUUCCUUCCUUACCGUACAAGCUUCAUCGAGAUCCAUCGCUGCUUCUCAUGGCGUCCGGCAACCUUGGCCUCGUCGUCAUCGCCGUCGAUGGCAGCGAGGAGAGCAUGAACGCCCUCCGCUGGGCUCUCACCAACCUCCGCCUUCGUCCUCAAUCGGAAACCGACGGAUCUGGUGGCUCUUUCCUCGCUCUCCACGUCCAAUCCCCUCCCUCCAUCGCCACCAGCCUCAACCCCGGUGCCAUCCCAUUCGGCGGCCCCAGUGAUGUUGAGGUGCCGGCUUUCGCUGCGGCAAUCGAGGCGCACCAGCGGCGUAUCACUGAUGCGAUCUUGAAUCGUGCUUUUGAGAUUUGUGAUGAAUUGCAUGUGAAAGCGAAAACGGAAGUGGUGGUGGGGGAUCCCAAGGAUAAGAUUUGUGAGGUGGUGGACAAGUUACAUGCUGAUUUGCUUGUGAUGGGAUCCCGUGGUUUUGGGCCGAUCAAGAGAAUGUUCUUGGGGAGUGUAAGCCACUACUGCAUCAACCAGGUUAGCUGCCCGGUAGUCGUAAUAAAGGGUACUUCUUGAGGAUCCCAAUUUCGUUAUAUAUAUAUAUAUAUAUAUAUAUAUGUCAUGUUGUGCUAUUAUAGGUUAACUUGCUUAUGUGUCUAUUAUCUGCUUUAUUGUGCGAUUUGGUCGGCAUGUUUCACCGUGUAAUGUAAUGUUCCUCGUUAACUCUGAAGAAUCAGAGCUUGUGCAUAUAGACUCAAUCCAUGUGUUAUUUUUGUUA